UUUGUAAACAUUUCUAAAAACAUAAUUCCCCUUUCACAUUAUGGGGUAUUGUGUGGAGGCCAUUGAAAAAACAUCUAAAUUUAAUCKAUUUUAAAUUCAGGCUGUAACACAACAAAAUGUGGAAAAAGUAAAGUGGUGUGAAUUAUUUCCGAAGGCCCUGUAUACAAGUGACAGAGACUGUGGUGCUAGCUGUAUAUCUGUUGGUUCUAGAUUACCCACAUCUUUCUCUAAUGUCCUCUGCUAGUGGUUUCAUUCCCACAGGAAGCCAGUGUGGAUCCGUGACGUUUCCUUUCCGCACUACAUAUACAGCCUUGCCUCUGUUGUCAUGCAGAGCCAAUAGGGGUUUAGGUUUCAGUCUAUUGACUGUAUGACAGACGGUAGGCCUGGCUGGUCGUAUAAUAUAGGCCAGUCAGUGACUGAUACAACCAGUCGGUCUCCUAGUAAUGUAGGUUUUCUUUUCCUGGUUCAAAAAGGGGCGUAGGUGGUGGGCGUGGCCGGGGUCGGCCCGUCGGCACGGCUGGAUUUUAGUGAACUUUUCAGUGGCCCCAAUCUUGCCGGUGUGGAGAAUUUCCUGCAAUAUCCAAUUUCCUGCAAUUGUACAAAUUUCUCCAUGGAGCUGAGAGAAAAUGUAGCAGUUUUAAAGAAGAUUUCCUGCUAUUCUAUGCCUUUUGCUGUGGCUAAUGCUGUGUUCUAUCGCUCAAACAUAAUGACAAAAUCAAUUCUCCCUGACUGUCUAGCUUUUAUUUUGGUUAUUGUUAGUUUUCAAAGGUUAUAUUAUAAGAAAAUAUAUAGGUCAUUUUUUUCAUACAUACUUUAUCUUCAUUUAGUCGUUUCAGUUUAUACUGAAAGCAUUUAUUUUUACACUGUUUGGAUUUAGGUGGCCAGAAAAAACGCUCAAGGAUUUCAAUGGCAGAAAAAUCCCUGUAAUGCCUCCAAUCUCCGCCCCUCUGGCUGAUGACAUGUAUUCAAUGUUAUUUCAAUGUUGAUUCAAUGUUUCCUCCCUAACCAGACCACCCUGACCCUAAAAAGGCAGUGUUUCUCAACAGUAGUUCUACGGUUGCGUAUGGUUUCUAGCCCAAUACAAGAACACCUGAUUCUACUCUAUUCCUAAUCACCGAACCCCUUCAUUAGUUAAACAAGGUGUGCUUGUGUUGGGCUGAAACGAAACGGUGCAGUCUUGGUGUUACCCAGCAAGGUUGCAAAGUUCUGGUAACUUUCCCCCAAAUUCCUAGGUUUUCCCAGAAGUCCCAGUUGGCCCGUAAUCAGUAGGGGAUACGCAGGAAAUCAGGAAUCCUUUUCUGGAAAACUUGGGAAAUUUGGGGGAAAGUUACUGGAAUUUGGCAACCCUAGAAACACUGCUGUCCAGUUGUCCUGUUAUAGUUUCUUCCUCAUCUGGUGGUGUUUUUUGUUGUUCACUUUUCACUCUACUGUUGACUCAACUGAUGCAGUGAGAAAGGCUCAUAGGACUCAGUUUGCAGUUACACUCUAGCAGGCCAAAUGUAAUUGAAUGCAGAGUGGAGAUUUUGGCUGGCGAUUUUAGGAUUGACUGUGGAAUGGCUCGGUAAUCUACUCUAAGCCCUUAUCAGAGACACAGGUUAUAUUUGAGCUGCUGCACUCUUGUGCAAUCUGUCACACUGCCAUGCGUGUGCGUGUGCGUGCGAGGCGGAGGGAGAGGCAGGGGUCAAUUGAGAAUGGCUAGCUUGUGUUUCCUACUCCCUGAAACCGAGAUUAUGUUACUGCCAUGGAAGAGUUGGGAGAAUGUUAGGAGGACUGCCCCCCCCCCCCGUCGAUACCUGUAACCCUACCCUGUCAGGACCACUCUCCAGUGUCUCUCUAGAGUGGUGUGUGUGUGUUUUAUGUCACCUGUUUAGUUUGUUUGUGCUGCAACCAUUCACCACUACAGUGAGUUAGUACUGUUUUUCGUCUGACUACUUCAUCCCAAAAGAUGUUUCCCCAUGGUUAAAACCUCACUUUCCCAGCCCGCCCCUCCACGGUGGAGCCAACCAAUCUAGCUAGAAGGCUGGUACCCCCCCACCCCUAUUCGCUGAACUCUGUUCCCUCUCUUGUUCCUAUUGGUGGGCUGCCUCGCUGGGACCCUGCGAGUGUGCGAGGUCGUCCAAAUGAAACCCAAGUGCACCGUCCACUCAUAAAUAGGCCAACCACAUGGGCAUGCGCUCGUACAUUUACAACCGGAGCACUGUGAUUGACUCGCAGGCGGAGCACGGCGGCAUGCGGACGUACUUCUUCAGCGCCGACACGCAGGAGGACGUGAACGGCUGGGUGAAGGCCAUGAACCAGGCGGCGCUGAUGCAGAACCAAACCGACAGCCUCAAGAGGCCGUCGGAAACAUCGGAGAAAUCGGAAAUGCCCAACACGUCAGAACGCAAGGGGGUCCCCCAAACCAACCACGUCAACAACUACACAAAGACCUCACGCGAACCCCGAGCCGACCUCCAUCUCCAUAGCGAUGGAGUGGUCCUCGAACCUGCCGAUAUCCGAGAAACCGAGGAGCGCCGUAGCUUCCGGAACGACACACUCAAUCCCAUCACUUCCAAGAUUCCUUCCCUCGGCGGCGGAAGCGUGGAAAUUGAAAUGGACGCCGUCCCUCCUAGCAGUCUCCCUCCCCUUCCCUCCCUACCUCCAGACUCCGCCUCCGCACCCACAUCCGCGCCCCCCUCCAGGGCGCCAUCACGUGCCCCGUCGCGCGGCGCCUUCACCCUGCCCCCCGGGGCCUGUCUGAGGAACGGAACACCCACUCCAGAACCCAACGGGAUGGGGACGGGGACGUACCAGAGGGCCACGCUGGCCCCACAGGUGGUUGACACUCAAAGGAAGGUGCAGAGGAGGAGCGCCCUGGAGCAGGUGGAGCACUGGGUCAAGGUGCAGAAGGCCGAGCACAAAGGCCCCCCCUCGAGAGGGGGCACCCUCCCCCGUCACAGCCCCCCGACUCAGCCCAAGUUCAUCGGCCUGGAGGCCUACCAGACGCUGCCAAAGACCCCUCGCCGCAGCCCCCCCACCGCCGCGCGCCAAGGGGAGUACAAAUACGCACAGGACCGCCUCAGCCACUUCCGACUCGGACCCUCAGACCCCCAGGGUACCUGCGCCAGGGACGGGGGUGGCAUCGGUGGGCCUGGCACCGUGUGGCAGCUCUACGAGUGGCAGCAGCGCCACCAGUUCCGCCACGGCAGUCCCACCGCCCCCCUCUACACACCUGCCCCGGACUACCCCUUCGGGCCCAGGCCCCCCUCCACGGUGCCCCCCUCGGCCCAGCGACCCAGUUCUGAGGUUCCCCGCUGUGUGUCGGUGCCCCCAGACCCCUCCGACAUCCUCCCACCGGGCCCCCAGAGCUCCAGGGCCCUGUCCCCCCCACGGAGGCCCCACACACCCGUUAAUCGGGUGGUGGUAAUGCCCCGGGGGGAGAGAGAUGCACUGGACGUGCCGGUGGCUGGGUCCCCCCGAAGAGCCAAGUCUCAACUACUCAAGGCUGCCACCAUCGAGAGACGGUCCAUGCCUCCCUCCAACUACAUCACACACACGGUCAGCGCUCCCAGCCUUCACGGGAAAACGCCUGAGGAGCUCACCCUCCUGCUCAUUCAGCUCCGAAGGCAUCAGGCAAAGAUGGCCGCCGCGCGCCACCACACGCUAACCCAGCUGCAGCACUUCAACUACACCCCUUCUGGCCCCCACUUCCUCACCACCAAAAACAACCCUCUCUUCUCCUCCGGCCCUUCUUAUCUGGGGCCCUUCCUAGGCCCCUCAGGCCCCAUGGGCCACGGCAGCAGCAGCCAGGUGGGGGCCCCCAGUACGCCUGGUCUUCUUUACCCCACCAAUGUUGACGAUACGUACAUGCAACUGAAGAAAGACCUGGAGUAUCUAGACUUGAAGAUCAAAAGUUUAGAGCCGUUCAUCCUCACGGCUCACAGUGUGCUACUGCACUGCACCGCCGGGCCUCUCGGGCCACUAUGGAACGUGGUUGGAAGUCAGACGUUGAAAGAAGCAACGAGACCUGUCAGAGUAGCCGAGAGUGACGUGGAUGUUAAACUCAGUCGGUUAUGUGAGCAGGACAAGACCCUGAAGGAUCUGGAGGUCCGGAUCAGCUCACUGAAGGACGAUAAGGACAAGCUGGAGUCGGUGCUGGACGUGUCCCACCAACAGAUGGAGCUGUACAGAGACCAGGCGACCCACCUGGAGAAGAUAGCCUACCAGCAGAGACUCCUACAGGAGGACGUGGUGCACAUCAGGGCCGAGAUCUCCAGCGCGUCCACGGAGAUGGCCCGGGCCUGGGAGGACUACAGCAGGCUGGAGAGCUCUGUGGAGCAGUUGAGGGCCGUGCUACAGGCACACAUGAACCACAGCGCCACCCCUCAGCAGGAGAAAACCGAGAUAAAGCGGGAGCUGUGGAGGAUAGAGGAUGUGAUGGCAGGACUGAGCUCCAGCAAAGCAAACUACAAGAUCACAAUCGACUCGGUGCAGAACCCAGAGAGGAAACUAGUGGCUUCAGUGUCGGACCCUGAGGUGCCUUCGCAGAGCGCGACGCCCCCCGUAGGGGAGGUUAGGCCCCCUCCUCGCAGCUCCUACACGCUGCCUCACAACCCCGUGCCAAAAUGGGCAGAAGAUGAGGCUCCUCCCAGACCACCCCUGCCCAGCCUCUACGAUUAUGAAGACCCGCCCCCCGCCAUCCCACCCCUCCCCAAAGAGGCGUCGGUGGUAGUACGACACACGUCGGUUCGCGGGCUCAAACGCCAGUCAGACGAGAGGAAGAGAGACCGAGAGAGCGGAGGGUGUGUCAACGGAGACUUUAAAGUGGAGCUGCGGUCAUACCUGAGUGAACCAGAACUGCCAGGGACGGGCCAGAGCAGCACAGGGUCUGAGGGGGGCUACCAGACCCUCCCAAACAAAGGUCUGUCGGGCUCAUCGCCGAGGCUGAACCAGUCCAGUAACAUCUCCUCCUACGUGACCCUGAGGAGAGGGGCGGCCGCCUCUGCAGAGACGGAGAGACCUAAGAGUGCUUUGGAGCAGCUCUACUCCUCUGGCCAGCAGCCCCAGCCUCUGGCCCAGGCCCCCCGGGGCCGCAUGAGCGCAGAGGAGCAGCUGGAGCGCAUGAAGAGGCACCAGAGGGCCCUGGUGCGCGAGCGCAAGAGGAACCUCAGCCAGGGAGAACGCCACUCCAACACUGCUCAUCGUACCUCCUCCACCAGGGCUCUCUCCUCCACUGACCUGGGCUCAUGGAGGCAAGAGCAGGAGGACUUUGAUUUGCAGCUGGAGCAGAAAGCUCAGGUGGAAGAGCGACAGGUUGCCGAGGGCCAGAGCGACGAGGGGCGGAGCGAGCUGAAGGAAAAGAGGAUCCAAUCAGACGAGUGGCUCUCGGUGAUGGCCAUGCCCAUGAGGGAGAUGGACAUGGAGCCCCUCGACUACGACCUGGAUCUCAGUCGUGAGCUUUCCAAGCCCCGAAAGGUGUCUAUCCCAGAGCGCUAUGUGGAGUCAGACCCCGAGGAGCCUCUGAGUCAGGAGGAGAUGGAGGAUCGUCAACGCAGAGCAGAACGCAUCAAAAACAUCCUGGCCAAAUCCAAUUUUCAGAACAUACACCCGUCGUCUGGCGUGUCUGUCCCACUGAACUUCACUGAUUUGGACUUAGCCAUGCAGCAGCAGGAGAGGAUCAUGACUGUGUCCCACGCCUUGGCCUCGGAAGCCUCCGUUAAAAGCAAGCAGUUCACAGCCAAAGCUCAGCUGAGCUCUGACUGACCGUUGACUAACAGACGCCAACAGGACCUCCGUGUGGAUGAAAACUGUGGAGUUCACUGACAAAAGUGAAGUGAUUUUGUAUUAGGCUUUUUAUUAGCGCUAAAACAAGAUGCUUUUUUAAAGAACCAAAAGGAGUUAUUUGAAACUGAGCAUUUGAAACCACACUGCGUGUACUUAAUGUUAAGGUUGAAUUGGAGUUGUUUUUACAUGCUUUUGCACUUUUAUGGCGUGUGUGUAAUUAUUAACACCUACUAGUUUUUGCAAUGGAGAAUAAUUAGCUGGUUUUUUGCAGUGUGGUCUAUAUUUUCAACAGAAAUUAAGUUCAAAGCAAUGUUUUCUAAGGUUGCAGAUAGGGAUAUUUAUUUUGAGUAAUUAAAGAACCUUGCACCAAAUGUUACUUUUUGUAGCUCAGCAAUGCAACCUAAUGCUUUGGCCAAUCAACUGUAUUGUGUCAUUUAAAAAGGAAAGAAACCAUACUGGUGUUUUAUUGAAAUAAAGGUUUUAACAAAACA
Salvelinus sp. IW2-2015 is the source of this 6254-nucleotide messenger RNA. Its product is annotated as pleckstrin homology domain-containing family A member 7. The record is from RefSeq and is a predicted model, not a curated record. Gene Ontology annotation, molecular function: protein binding. NCBI's taxonomy places the organism in Eukaryota, Metazoa, Chordata, Actinopteri, Salmoniformes, Salmonidae.